GCAGCUACACUGCAGAGCAGCCGCUGCUAUGCCACCGUGAAGCGAAGCGCGCUGCUUCUUGUCUCCCCGUGUGUUCGAGACCUGGUGAAGUCGAGACCGGCAGCGGACGUGGACCGGCUUCUUUUUUUCUUCUCCGGUCCCUUUUGUACAGCAGCAGGCAGUAAACAGUGCAUGCACCGCGGUGCAGUCAGAUAUAGGGACGCGUGUCUCCUCCCCGUUGACAAGAUCUGGAUUAACACUAAUGAACUGGGGGGUAAAUAAUCUCCACGGGACCGUUGACACUGACUCGUUGUCCGCUGUGGGAUCUUUUCUUUUUUCUUUCCCCCUCUCGGUCUGAAGACGAUGUCUGUCCCGGGAUACUUUAUCGCUCUUUCCAAAUGCACACUUCUUCUCUCUCUGAGGAUGUUGCUUCUUGUGCCUGCAGGGUUGCCGGUCGGCAGCCAAGGGGAUUCUCAAUCCGACAACAAAGUGAUGGACAACAUCACCGUCCGGCAGGGAGAGACGGUCUUUCUCAGGUGUGCACAGGGGGACGUGGUCACACACACAGCAUGGCUAAACCGCUCCAGUAUCCUGUAUGCCGGAGAAGAUAAAUGGUCGGUGGAUCCCAGAGUGAGUCUGGUGACCCUUAAUCAAGAGGAGUUUACCAUCAAGAUUGAAAACGUGGACAUGACAGAUGAGGGGCAGUAUGUGUGCGCAGUCCAGACGAGCAGUCGACCCAGAACCACCUCAGUGCACAUCCUCGUCCAAGUACCACCGAAAAUCAUCAACCUGUCAAGAGAUAUCGUGGUAAAUGAAGGCUCCAACGUCACCCUGAUGUGCCAGGCCAGCGGUAAACCCGAGCCUUCCGUCAGCUGGAAACUCAUCGACUCAUCAGGAGACCUGGCAUCAGAGGAUGAGUACCUGGAAAUCCCAUCUAUCUCAAGACAGAGAGCGGGGACGUAUGAAUGCACAGCCAUCAACGAUAUUGACACAGACGUCCAGACCGUAGACAUCACUGUCAACUAUGCUCCAGCUGUCUCGGAGGGCAGAGACGUCGGAGUGACUCUGGGCCAGAGAGGAGAGCUCGAGUGUGAGGCUGAUGCUGUGCCCGAGGCCGACUUUGAGUGGUACAAAGAUGACAGAAGGAUCCUCAAUGGCGUUGAUGGCAUGGAGAUUAUGAAUUCUGGAUCUCUGUCCAAGCUGACCUUUUUUAAUGUGACCGACGGAGAUUACGGGAACUACACUUGUGUCGCACUCAACAAACUUGGGACCUCAAACACAAGCUUCCUUAUGUAUGUCGUAAUUGAACCCACUAGCUCAACCCUAUUGCAAGGACCGAGAGCAGUUCAGGAUGGCAGCGACGGCGCGAUGGGAGUGCACUCACACGCCGGUCUCCUCUUCGUAGUGUUUCUGCCGUUCCUGCUCAGAAUUUGAAGAGUGGAUAUGAACAUAAGUAUUGUGUGUGUGCGAGUGCGACUGUGUGUGUGUUCUUUUCUUUUUUUCUUGUUCAACCGGAUCCAUAAACUGGUGCACAGUGAGUGCAUGAGAUAUUCUAAUGAUGUUGACCCACUAAAUAAGUACUUAACAAAAAGUUUCUGUUGUUUAUUUUUUCUUUUGGUUUUUAGAUUUCACGGAUGUAACAAAUGCUUCACAUUACAUUGAAAUGAGUUGUAAAUGUUCUCGCUAAAUUAUAAUAGUCUGGAUUAUCUCUUUUUUACUUCUAGUAUGUCUCAGAGAAAAAAAAGAUUUUUUUAAUUGUUGUGUUCUUUUAUUCAAAUGGAUGUGUCUUCAUUUUUUAAACGCAUUGCAUAUUCAUCUCAACUCCAGGAAAAGGCAAAUUCUCAGCAAGUUUGAGAGGUGAAUGUUAAAUAUCUCAAAGUCAAACCGAGACAUUGACGCAGGAGGAAUUUAGGUUACCCUGAGGCUGUCAUACUUUAAUGUGUAAGGAUUAUCAUUCCGUCUGGUUGUUGAAACAGAUUAGUUUUUGACCUUCAAGUAUUUUCGUUCUCAGCAUUAUAUAGUUAUACACUUUCAGUUAUCGUAUGCUAAUAUUUUAAUUAUAUUUUUUCAGUUAUGUUUAGUUUUAAAUAUUUUUGAGAAGGGAAAAUAUGAAGUUGUAAUUAUUUAGGACAAAUAUCCUCGUUUUAUGUCUGUUUUUCUUUCUUUACCAGUACCGUUGUACACAAAAAUGGUGUCAAGAAUUAGAAUUAUGUAGUUACAAAUGGAGGGAGAGUUUGCUCCACGAUGUUUGACUCAAGUAAUGCAAAUGUAUUAACGCUGUUGCUACUUGUUUGAUGCCAUUUCUACACAACACAGACAUUGAUCCUGUUCAUUGUGCAAACUAGCACUGGCGGGUCAGUUCCUGAUGUUAAUAGGAAAUAAACACCAUUUGCAUGUAUUUAGACACCAAUAACCCAAAGACUAGCAGCUCACACAGCACCAUGCGUCAUUGGAUUUCUCUUUUCUAAUCUCAGCACCAAACAAAACACAUUAUCUUUUCACAAAGAAGAGGAGGAACAAGUUUUACUAAUGGUUUAACAUGGGGCUAUUGGGAAAUCUAAAACGACACACACCGUUGAACCAAAAUGUACAGUUUGUGGUAUAUAACUGUGGAAUGCUGUUUCUGAACAUGACAUUCCCAGCUCUCCUGAAAAGAAUAGAGAUUGCAGGCUUGCUGUACAGUAUGCGAGCCGAUUGCAAUAACCGUCAGAAUAAAAUAAAAAGUAAUACUGCAACUGCUCUUAUCGCAUCGUAUGUGGCUGGCGUUGUCAGAGAGGAGAGGAUAUGUUCGACAAAGAAACCAUAUCUGUGUUGUAUCAUGGAGGAGGAACAGCAAGUAUCAGUGGCGUUUUGACAGGCAGCAAACAAACGAAGAACCUCCGUUACUAUAUUUAGUUGUGAGCGUGGGGGUUAUUAUGCAAAAAUCUGAAACUUCUUACAAUCAGUAAGAACUAAAAGCUAAAAGGUGAUUUGGCGGGUUGAAAAAAAAAGAGCUGAGUGACAAAAACACGAGAUAUUGGCGUAAAGGCGACUCGUUUUUUUUUUGGCAAAGUGGACGUUUUUUUUUAGACGCGUCAUGGCUCUCUUGCGAAACGCAUCGCCGUUUGUGCGCUGCACGUCACUGGACCGUAUGCAGCACGAGAAGGAUUGGCGGGAUUCCAUUCACACAACAUCAAACGGGAACAGUGAAUUACAUCAAAAUAGUGUGUGUCUGUUUAGUGGCGGGGAAUGAUGCGCUUCUUCUUAUCCCUUGGCUCCGAGUCAAUGUUUUCACAUGUGGUUAUUUUUUAAUGAACACGUAGAAGAACCAAUGAUCUCUGCUCUGCUCACGAUCACCUGUUCCUCCCCCUCCCUCAGCUCUGGGGGUUGUAGUCCUUCAUCCAUGUGCGCACACUUCAAUGUGUCUUUUUUUUUAACAUUUAGCCUCAUUUUGGCUCAUGGGGACAUCAAGGUUUGGGCUCCUCAAUGUGAAAAUAGAUCCAAAUCCAAAACGGCACGAAACAGAUAGGAGCAUUAUUGAAAUUGAUCAGGGUAAUCAUCAGCUGAAUCUGACGGGCUAAUCACGCUUUGUUUUCACACACAAGACAAAGAGAGGGAGACAGACGCCGCAGACUAUUAUUCAUCUCCGGCACAGUGAUGUUUGGAAAUGACAUGGUAAUUAUUCCUCCCGGCUGGAAGGAUGGCACCACUGAUCCCACGUCUGUAUUGCCACAAGAUUAACCACAUUUUAGGACAAACUCAAGUCAGAUCGCCUCCCAAGGAGGUCCGCAUUGGGUUUUCUUCAGAGGAGUUUGCAUAAAGUGGUUGCUGUCAAUAUGCACAAACAAUCACAGGCUGUUACCUUCAAUGGUUGGAAAUGGAGCCAAAUGUGCUCAACAAACACACACACACACACACCUCACUUCUUCUCUUUCUCUCUCUCUCACAUACACACAUGAAACAGAUUUGAAUGAAGAAAGACAGCGUCUUGUCUAUUUCUUUUGUAGGACAGCCAAGCACACGUUGUAAAAACUGGUCAUUGAUUUUGAUCUUUUUACUACCUCUGAACAGUUCCUCAGCAAGUCGUCCAAGUAUUUAACAAUGCAGCAAUCACCACCGUAAAGUAAUAUUUACAUGUGGUCACAGGUGUGCAUUUGCGUGGGCCGUCCUGUUCACACCACAGCGCUGUGCUGCAGGAGCGUCGCAGGUUUCUGAAAGGACAGCGCAGACAGCUGCAUUCCAUUGCUUUGUCCUUAAUAGCUGUCAUACUGUGUCUUGAUCUUACAUCAAAUACAGUCUUAUUUCUCGAGCCAAGCACAUUAUCGCUGAGGACAAACCUGCGUAGGCGCGUACCUUUAGAGCAGAUGUGUUUAAUUAAACCAGCGGGGCUGCUGUCAAAAUAUAUCUCAAGAUGAAAAUGAAGGUUUUCUUCUUCUUCACAAGUAACCAGUCGUAAGGAGGUUGCUGUUUAGCUGACGUCAUCUAAUGAGCCACCUAAUUAUAGCAAUGCCAUAUGGUUACUAUGGCGGCGAUUCACUGCUACACUGAGAAUCACAGACUACCAACACAAACUGCGCAUGUUAAUAUUGUGAUUUAAGAUGAUCACUCGUAGGAACCCCACCAGUUUUCAAUGUCAAACAAGCAUAUUGUUUAUGAGCUCUGAUAAGAUACGUGGUCACGGUGAAGCACUGAGCUGAAGAAGCCACAUCGAGCCUUGGAGCAGUCUGAUCUCUGAUCUGAGGAUGAGGCAUUCUGCCUUUUCUGAGGAGAUGAGAAACAGUCAGCACCUGUCAGAUCACGGCUGGAAAUCCCACUAGAGCCUAUUCCUAAAGUUUUGGCCUUGGCCACAUGCAGCUUACAGAAAAGUGCGAUCUUCAUUUCCUUGUUCUCAAAUCCCCGCUGUUCCAAAUGUGUAACAACAGAAGGCGUGUGGAGAAAACCUAUGCGGGCUGCUUCUUUAAAGGCUUCAUUUGGAUUGUUUUCUGACCUGAGGCCUUUUCCAUUACUUUGCACCAGUGUGCUAGUUGAAUUAUGGGCACUGGCAGCCUCAAGGUUAGAAGAGCCCGCUUGCUGAGCGGUUAAAGAAACACAAUUACAUUUCAGUUAGUGAGACAGUGGGAAGUUUUGUGUUGCGUAACACAGCUAUUUGCUGUGUUAUGGCUCAUAUAGUUGAGAAAACACUAAUAAGCUCCCAGUUGGCCUUAAUGUUGUCCUAUUAACUGGACUCAACCUCCAUUGUAUAAGUCUCACUCAGUGUGACGCUUGUAACACCCUGUUAAUGCAAAAAAACUCCUCCCCGUGUUGUAUGCUUCUCACAACUGCAUCAGAAAUGCAUCACGGUCAGGCAAACCGAACAUACCUGUUUCAGUGAGAAAUGAGCAACUGUCAUAAUUGGGAAUAAUUUACCAUCCCUCUCUUUGUAAGCAGACUGACAGCAGUUUCUGUCUGCAUGGCAUUAAAAGUCUGCUUCCCUAUUCGAGCAAACGCUUCAAACUCCCACCAAGCAUGACUUCAAAAAUUAUAAGUCCUGUAUAAGGCAAACUUAUAAUGAUAAAAUCAAGCAAAGUUUGCGGAUCUUGGACAUAUUUCUGAUCCAACCUCAAAGUUCAACUCGGAAACUGCACUAAGAAGGCCUGAAUCCACUUAACUUCUCCUGUUCUGAACUCCGGUCAGCCAAUACUGAAUCACAGCCCAUGAAGGCUUAUAUUUUGGCAGUAGCGCUGCAUACUAACGGUGAUAUGACCAAUUCCAUUGUCUGUUUGAAGACUGCAGGAUUGCAGGACUAAUUCCCUUUCUCCCACGCUCUAACCUGGCCCAUGUUUGCUUGGGCUCAGGUGGGGAGGGAGGAGUGGGUGGUGGGGGGUAUGGGUGUAUGGGUGUAGAUCUUUUCUUUAUAUCCACAUGUGCAAGGCAAGAGAGCAGUCUCUGGAGAACAUUUGAUACCAGUUAAGAAAAAUGACUUGUAUUGCACCUAUCAGAUAGUACUAUUCAUUUUAGGUGUUUUGUGACAUUUGUGUGGUUUGCGUUGGAGUCUAGAAGAGAUCACUUUUGGAUGUGAACUUUGGUUAGACAUGAAAAAUCCAACCUUUGCUUCUGCUGCCAGGGGGAUUGUCAUAACAGACGCAUGAAGUAGUCUCAUGAUCUGUUGGGGUUUAUUUUGAAUUAUUCACACAGAAGAUUCUGCCCUUUGCCUGGUUACAAGUUCACAGGGCUCUCUUCAGAUUGGAUUGUUUCCAAGUGGAGGGGGACCUCAUGCUAUUUGACUCCCUGCAUUGUAAAGGAUUGUUGGUUCAUAUGUAUUUUCUUGAUGAAAAGUGUGUGCUCAUAUUUAAGACUGACAAUAAUAAAAUGUUGUAUCUUAA
Messenger RNA from Pseudoliparis swirei, 6320 nucleotides. RefSeq names its product neurotrimin (gene ntm). The record is from RefSeq and is a predicted model, not a curated record. The transcript has 8 exons. Gene Ontology annotation, cellular component: neuron projection. Lineage: Eukaryota; Metazoa; Chordata; Actinopteri; Perciformes; Liparidae. Bases 343 to 1413 code for a protein of 356 amino acids.